UCCGACCGGUCGACCAACGACAUCGAACCUUUUUUUGAGUUCAACUACUUUCUUUGCAGUUUCACUGUACCACUUCACCAUGUUCACUGGCAUGCCCUGGUAAAAUAUGGCACAGACUUUACACCCAUCUCCUCCACCACCUGUGGAGGAACGCCUUUGUCAACUGAGACCAUCCCGAGAAUUAUUGGAGUAUUACCGUGAGAAGGUCGCUGAUUUCGAUGUCGAGCACGAAGAAAUGGUAAAACGACUGGAGGCAUAUCGUUGCACUUACGAAGAGCACCAUAAGGUUCAACACACCAUUAGGCAACGAGAACAAGAGAUAGCAGAGUUGCAGAAAGCAUUGAGUGAUAUGCAGGUCUUUCUAUUCCAGGAGCGUGAGCAAGUACUCCGGCUUCAUGCUGAAAACGAUCGGCUGAGGUUGAGAGAACUUCAAGACAGGCAAAGAAUUCAGCACCUUCUCUCUCUUACUCAACCUGGAAACUGUUCAAGUGAUGUUACAUACUUACAGCCAAUGGGAAAUGGAGGUGAUGUUAUGAAGAAGCUGGACAGAUGUCAUGUGGAACGCAACACCUCCCAUCCACAUCAUGCGAAAUUUGAACAGUCGAACGAUGUUGAGUCUAAAGGGACGCAAAAGCAACUGGCCCUCACUGUGCAGGCACUGCAGGCACAACUGGAAGAGCAAACUCGUCUUGCCAAGCAACAGGUUGAUGCUUUACUGCAAGACAGACAGGUUGCAUUGGAGGAAACCCAAGCACGCGCAGAGCGUGACACUGAAACAAUUGCUUCUCUUUCAGAGAAAUUGCAGAAAACACAAAAUAUCCUCUAUGACAGCACCCGCGAUUUCCUUGCUCUCAAGUAUGAUAUUCAUGCUCGUGAGCGGGCGUGGAUGUCUGAGAAAGAUGAGUUGAUGUGCAAUCUAGAUGAAAUGAAGCGACUAGUGGAAGAGAGCAAUGCCGCCAGUGCUCUCUUUUCAACCACACAAUCUGGUAUGGAUACCAAGGAAAACAGACAAGACUUGCUGUCCGGAGCCACUGAUGUGCGCACUGCUUACAAAAUGGAGUUGCACCGCUUGCGAGAAGCAUUGCAGCAACAGCAACAGCUUGCCGAAGCAUAUCGUGAUCAAUGUACUGAAUUAGAAGAUUUGCACAGUCGUAUGAGAGAGAAGCAGGAAACUAACCAGCAGUCUUUUUCCCAACGUGCGGAGCGCAUGGCUCAACGAUUGGCACUUAUGAAUGAUCGAUACAAGAACUUAGAGAGACGCCGAAAUCUGGAGAGAGAAGGCUUCUCUAAUGACAUCAAGUCAUUACGCUCUCGCCUUAAAGACCUGGAGAAUCAACUUUACAAGGUGACAGUCAAUUUCGAUGGUGCCUGUGAUACAGAUGUUUUAGAAGCAGUUCAGCGAACAGCUGGCCACACGAAGCAGCUCAUUGGCGAGCUCCAUGGCUUGAAGACUAAAGUGUAUGGAGUUGAACAUGAACUACGUCAUCACAAAUAGCUCUGCUUUUGAGAAGUAUUCUCAACUUAUAGCCAAUCAUGAAAUUGUAUUGCAAUAGUUUGACAUCAGUUACUAACUUACUAUUGCAUGCUACUAGUGGCACAUUUAUUGCUCUGUUAAUCAAGAAUAUUUUUUUUACUUUUCAUCAAAGUCAAUUCACAUACACAACCAGUUUGACAGUACGAGCUGCCCACCAUACCUUCUGUACGUAUUGAUUGGUUAAGCAUAAUCAACCUUUUCACAGCCUCAGCGUAUUUCAUGCACGGAGUUAAUUAAAAACACCCAAUUCCAAAAUUAAAAGCUGGCCAAGAUAUUCUUGAUCUACAGUAUGUCUUUCACAUUGCAGACCAUAACAAACUCAAAAGUCGGGUUUGAAUCAUUUUCUCAAGCCAUCAUUCUGGCAAGGUGCUGCAUUUCUUGUACAUCUGCUUUGUAGGUCUGCCUUGUGUACGUGCAGUAUGGCAUGUUUCUUGUUCACACCAAUCAUUCUACUGCUGAUCUAUAAUUCCAAGAGUCCAGAACUAACAA
This is a messenger RNA of Sycon ciliatum, 2023 nucleotides long. Its product is annotated as coiled-coil domain-containing protein 77-like. Lineage: Eukaryota; Metazoa; Porifera; Calcarea; Leucosolenida; Sycettidae. The transcript has 7 exons. Gene Ontology annotation, cellular component: centrosome. Bases 107 to 1495 code for a protein of 462 amino acids. The record is from RefSeq and is a predicted model, not a curated record.